This is a messenger RNA of Trichophyton rubrum CBS 118892, 999 nucleotides long. RefSeq lists its product as uncharacterized. The transcript has 2 exons. The record is from RefSeq and is a predicted model, not a curated record. NCBI's taxonomy places the organism in Eukaryota, Fungi, Ascomycota, Eurotiomycetes, Onygenales, Arthrodermataceae. The coding region runs from base 1 to 999 and encodes 332 amino acids.
AUGGGCGACACUAACGGAUCUCCCUUGAACAAUAAUCCAUAUGACGAUGUCCGAGAGGAACUCAAUGAAGCAAUGCCCCGGGUCUCUCGAGCGGCCAUCAUUCAAGAGACCCUCAGGCUGCAUGGGAGGUCUGUUGCGGCGCAGGGAGUCGUCUUCACCGGGGUCGCCGUAACGGGCAUCGACAGGGUUGGCGCCGGGGUGCCGGAAAUCCCGAGGCCUGCAGAAGGCUCACCUGUGCGCGCCGCAGAGGUCCACAUCCUAAAUCAAAACCCCCUUAUCAACAACCAUUCGAACAUGAUGCAUGACCUUGGGGUUAUUCGGAAAUCUCGAUCGGUGAACAUGUACAAUGGUGCAGGUGAAGUUACCGCGUUUGGAGACUUGCUGGAUGAACUGCGAACACCGACAACAAAUAAAAUCAUGGCCAUUUUUAUUCGGCACUUCUUUUGCGGCCAUUGUCAGGAGUAUGUUCGCGCCCUUUCGGCAGCAUUCCCGAACCCUAACCAGGAUCUUCCAACCGGUUGCAAGAUGGUGAUCAUUGGAUGCGGCGCGCAUACCCUGAUAGAUCAGUACAGAGCUGCUACAAGGUGCCCUUUUGCUAUCUACUCCGAUCAAACCACAGAGUUGUUCCGCAUCUUUGCCAUGAGACGCAACCUCUUGGUUGGCAAGGAUGCUCCAAGUUUUUCUCCACGGUCCGAUUUUUCCUUGAUGUUGUCAGGUAUCAAGCAAGGCCUCAAGCGCCUUUUCAAGGGAGACGCCUUCAAAGCAGGUAGCCCAAGACAGAAUGGAGGCGAACUCCUAUUUGAAUUUGAACGAGAACCGCCUCUAAAAACUUCCGGGAUCUUGGCCAUCCGCGUUACCUGGUGCCAUAUCAUGGAGACAACUCGAGAUCAUGCGCCGAUCAAUGUCAUCAAAAAGGUCCUUGGUAUCCCGCUGCCCGGAGAAACCGAUCUGACCCAGCCUGCGGCCCUAGCUGCGGCGCCAUUAGGGAGUUUGUUAUAA